This is a messenger RNA of Metschnikowia bicuspidata var. bicuspidata NRRL YB-4993, 642 nucleotides long. It is a transcript of the gene YPT52, whose product is annotated as Rab family GTPase. The transcript has a single exon. Gene Ontology annotation, molecular function: GTP binding; GTPase activity. Bases 1 to 642 code for a protein of 213 amino acids. Lineage: Eukaryota; Fungi; Ascomycota; Pichiomycetes; Serinales; Metschnikowiaceae. The record is from RefSeq and is a predicted model, not a curated record.
AUGGCAGAACCCAAGUUUGCGUCGUUCAAGUUGGUUUUGCUCGGCGAGUCUGCCGUCGGCAAGUCGUCCAUCGUGCACCGCUUCGUCAAGAACACUUUUGACGACAUGCGGGAGUCGACUAUCGGCGCGGCGUUUCUCACGCAGUCCGUCGCUUUGCCCGAGCUCAACGCCACCGUGAAGUUCGAGAUCUGGGACACCGCGGGGCAGGAGCGGUACAAGAGCUUGGCGCCCAUGUACUACCGCAACGCGCACGCGGCCUUGUGCGUGUACGACAUCACCUCCAAGGCGUCGUUUGCGCGGGCGCAGGACUGGAUCCGCGAGUUGCGCCGCCAGGCGCCCGAGGGCAUAGUCGUGGCGCUCGUGGGGAACAAGGCCGACUUGGCGAGCGCGCGCGAGGUCGACGCCGCCGAGGUCCAGGCGUACGUGUCGCAGCUCGAGGCGGCGGCCCGCGAAAGCGCCGGCGGGGCGCCGCGCGUGAUUCUCCGCGAGUGCUCGGCCAAGUCUGGCGACGGCGUCGCGGGCUUGUUUGACGAGAUUGCGCGGGCGUUGCCGGUCGAAGAGGCGGGUGCGCGGCGCGGCGUCCAGGCCCGGAAGGUGGAGUUGGCGGGGCGCGCGGCGCUGCUGCUGCUGAGCUGCUGUUGA